ACUAAAAACAGUCGGAGAACAACAUUAUUUAUCGUCAUCAUCCCUGUGACUGCAGCAGUGUUGCUGUUCCUUUGUGCCAUGUUUAUUUGUUGCCGAAGGGCAAAAACAGCAUUACCAAGAUGGAAAUCACUUUCACAUAUAUUCAACAAUAAAGAUCAACGUGAAAUAAGAGGUCCAGAAACACUAUUGCUUGAUCUUGAGAGUAUUCGAAUCGCUACAGAUAACUUCUCUGAUGCAAACAAGCUAGGAGGAGGAGGAUUUGGACUGGUUUAUAAGGGAAAACUAGAGAAUGGAGAGCAGAUAUCAGUGAAAAGGCUUUUGCGAAGCUCCGAUCAAGGACUAGUUGAGCUGAAAAAUGAAGUGCUUCUUGUUGCCAAACUUCAACACAGAAACCUUGUCAGAUUGUUGGGUUGUUGCUUAGAGUCAGAGGAGAAACUUUUGGUUUAUGAGUACCUUCCUAAUUCAAGUCUUGAUAAAAUUUUGUUUGAUCCUUUGAAGAUAGUACAAUUAGAUUGGGCAAGGCGGUUUAAGAUCAUUGAAGGCAUUGCUGGAGGACUUCUUUAUCUUCAUGAAGAUUCACGAUUAAAGAUCAUUCAUCGAGACUUAAAAGCGAGCAACAUCUUGUUAGAUGCUGAAAUGAAUCCUAAAAUUUCAGAUUUUGGUCUCGCGAAACUUUUUGGAGUAGAUGAAACACAAGGAAACACUAGUAGAAUUGCUGGAACAUAUGGAUACAUGGCACCAGAGUAUGUUCUUCAUGGCCGCUUAUCGAUUAAAUCAGACGUGUUUAGUUAUGGUAUACUAACCUUAGAGAUCUUGACUGGUCAGAAGAAUAAUAGUUGUUUAGGGUCAUCAUCAGAGUAUUCCGUCAAUCUUAUCACUUAUAUUUGGCGCAAUUGGACUCAAGGAAGUGCUCUGCAAACAAUCGAUCAAAAACUAAUCGAUCAGUGUCCGACUGAAGAAGUACUAAAAUGCAUGCAUGUAGGACUAUUGUGUGUGCAAGAAGACCCAAUUCAAAGACCUACCAUGGCCACCGUUGUUGUUAUGCUUAACAGCCACUCUAUUAGUCUUCCUAUGCCUUCAGCUCCAGCAUUUGUCAAUCAUAGUGGUACUGUAACCACUUGAAUCAGAUGGUGUUUCAGAGAGGGACAAGAAUUAUAAUGGAAGGAGAAACCAUCAAAAUUUUCUAUAAAUGACGUUUCUCUCUGAGUUGAGCCUCGAUAGUAAUAAAUCAAAAUAUCAUGGAAACUUAGUGUGUGUGUUUUUUUUUUCAUCUUCACAAAAGAAAGAUUGUGUCAUUUUAUAAACUUUAUUAAUUUA
Messenger RNA from Zingiber officinale, 1317 nucleotides. RefSeq names its product cysteine-rich receptor-like protein kinase 10. Gene Ontology annotation, biological process: protein phosphorylation. Gene Ontology annotation, molecular function: ATP binding; protein kinase activity. The record is from RefSeq and is a predicted model, not a curated record. The coding region runs from base 79 to 1122 and encodes 347 amino acids. Lineage: Eukaryota; Viridiplantae; Streptophyta; Magnoliopsida; Zingiberales; Zingiberaceae. The transcript is spliced from 6 exons.